AUGCUCCCGGGCUGCUGGCUGGUGUCUGCGCUGCUGCUGGCUCCGGGCUCCUGGGGCGCCCUGGGCCAGUGUCCCAGCUGCGAGGACGGGGACCCCCCGGCCUGCGCCCCCCGAGCCGGCUGCCGGGCCCCCGAGAGGGCAGCGGCGGCGCCCCCCGACAGCGCCAAGGCGCCCCGGGAAGCCUGCGGGGAGAAGGGCUGCGCCCGGGCGCUGGGGGAGCCGUGCGGGGUCUACUCGCCCAGCUGCGCCCGGGGACUGCGCUGCAUCCCCCGGGCCGGGGAGCGGACCCCCCUGCACGCCCUGCUGCACGGCAAGGGGGUGUGCCGGGCCGUGGGGGGCAGGAAGGGCAGCCGCAACCACACGGAGCCCGAGCCCCCGGCAGGGGAGAGCCGGAAGGAGAGUCGCAGGGUGAGCCACCCCACGCUGGCGCCUCUGGCCCCCCAGCACCACGGCCCCCUGACGGAGGCGAACGGCGGCAAGGACCGGCUGCACCAGAUCUCGCUGAGCAGCGACGGCAAGCCGGACUUGGAGACGGCUCCGUGCCGCAUGCACCUGGCAGCCGUCAUGCUGGAGCUCAAGGCCCCGCUGUACCUGAGCGGAGAGGACAUCUUCAUUCCCAACUGCGACACUAAAGGCUUCUACCGGAAAAAACAGUGCCGGGCAUCCAAAGGACAGAGGCGAGGCCAGUGCUGGUGUGUGGAUAAGAAGGGCCACCCACUGGCCAGCUCGGGGGGGCUGGAGGGCAACCCCCAUUGCCUGCCCAACGGGAGUGACUGA
This is a messenger RNA of Emys orbicularis (European pond turtle), 777 nucleotides long. It is a transcript of the gene IGFBP6, whose product is annotated as insulin like growth factor binding protein 6. The record is from RefSeq and is a predicted model, not a curated record. The transcript is spliced from 4 exons. Gene Ontology annotation, molecular function: insulin-like growth factor II binding; insulin-like growth factor I binding. Gene Ontology annotation, cellular component: extracellular region. The coding region runs from base 1 to 777 and encodes 258 amino acids. Gene Ontology annotation, biological process: regulation of insulin-like growth factor receptor signaling pathway. NCBI's taxonomy places the organism in Eukaryota, Metazoa, Chordata, Testudines, Emydidae.